AAAAAAAGGGACGCAGAGUUUGCCCUGUCUCACUUAUUUCUCCUGUUUCCAGGCCCCUUACCCACCGUCGUGUUCUUGGUUUUGCUUUCCACUCGUCCAUCACCACGGUGAGGUGAUAGAUGGGGCGGUGGAGACGGGGAACGUUAAAGUUUGUGGGCCGUGGACGGACAGCUCGGCAUGAAUAUCUGCAGUACUGAGUCACAGAGAUAGUAGAGGGACAAGGAUCUUGUCCUGAUCCAAACCUCAUCACUAUGACAGACCUGCAAAAGGUAAACGUGGAGUACCUACUGCUAUGUAUUGCUGUUUUUUAUUGUAAUUGUCAUUUUUGCUUUCUUUUCAUUCUCUCAGUCUACGGCUGCCUGUUGAAUCUCCUUCUCCUGUGGUCUACUGGUAGCCACAUUGGCAGGGGGAAUCACGUUGACCUUGUCCACAGAUUCUGAACACAGAAGCAUCGCUGAUAUGGCAGCUGCACUGUGGCAGGCAACUGAAGCCAACACUACAAUCAGAUCAUCAGACUAAGGAGUGAAGGAAGGAGGGGUCCCAUUGGCAUUCUUUAACAUCUCUGUGGCUCACUUGUGUUCAGAGAGCCAUCUCUAGAUCAGGAAGACAAAAAGACGCUCCUGAGCCUUGGCAUCACUCAACAGGCAGGCAGAUAUGCUUGAGUUGGUGAAGGUUGAAAGAAGGUUUUGCCUCUCUGUCUCUCAACUUUUUCCUGAGGAGAGCAGCAUUGGCGAAGGUCAGGUGUCACUGAUGAAAUGGACUUCUUUUCAGCAUGGAUUGUGUCGUUUUCAGCACUGCACUGCCUCUAUUUCUUCUGGGGCACGCAGGCCCAGCAGGCCUUCAGGACUGAGCCCAGGAACCUCACUGUGCGCAUGGGAGCCACAGCUGUAUUGAGGUGUGAGGUGCUGCGGGCCUCGGGGACUGUACAGUGGGUCAAAGAUGGCCUCCUCUUGGGACCUCACAGAAGCCUGCCAGGCUUUCCACGCUACAGCAUGAUUGGAAACCCCAAGAGAGGGCAGCAUAAUCUUCAGAUUGAAAAGGCCCAACUGGACGACGACACCACCUAUGAAUGUCAAGCAGGCCAGUCUGAGAGCAGUCGAGCAAUUGUUUCCAACACAGCCUGGCUCAACGUCUUAAUUCCUCCAUCCACCCCGUACUUUGAAGGAGACGUGGCGACAACACCUUGGAUUGCUGGGAAAAUGUACACUGUCGCCUGUGUUGCUCCUGAAGCAAAGCCCAUGGCUGAAAUCACACUUUAUAAAGAUGGAGUUGAGCUGACAGGUGCGGAGUCUUUCACCAUGUCUGGCUCAAAGGAUAAGCUCCUGAACACGCAUGCUAAAGUAACAGUCGCCGCUCUGAGUUCCGACAACGGGAGACAGCUGGCGUGUUAUGCCAAAAACCCUGCCCUUUUACGACCUGUGGGGACCGUGUUGACCAUGAGCGUACUCUACCCACCUCACCCUCCAGUUAUUGUGGGCCUGGAGACAGACGAGGUCAAAGCAGGAAGAGUGCUCAUACUGGAGUGUGUGUCUCAUGGUGGAAACCCCCUAGCCACUCUCCACUGGACCAAGAAUGGAGAAGUUCUUUCCAAGACUUGGGAGGAGGACAUUGUGGCGCAGAAGUCCAGCAGUGUCCUCUACCUGAAGAUCACCCCUGCUGAUAACCAGGCAGAACUGUGCUGUGAGAGUGUCAAUCUGGUGUCUCUGUCACCUCUCUCUGUCCACCGCAAAUUCACCGUGCUCUUUGAACCCGAAAAGGUGAUUCUUUCUGGCUCAGUCGAGGCCGUUGAAGGACAAGAGUUGGAUCUGUGCUGCUACGCCUCUUCCAGCAAUCCCCCUGUCCAGAUUCGCUGGUGGCUGGGCUACAAGGAGCUCAACAACACUGUUGUCACUAUACAGAAGGGAGUAAAUGGUGGGAUGACGACCACUGCCAACAUGACCCACCAGGUCUCCAGGGAGGAGGAUGGGCUCAUGCUAACCUGUGAGGCCUUCAACAAAGGCACACAUUUCUCUAAGACCCAGACAGCCAAGCUCAGUGUCUUUUAUCCUCCUCAAAAGGUAUGGCUUGAUGCACCCUCUCAAGAUGUCCCACUCCAUGCUGGGACCAAAGUCCGUCUCACCUGCUUCUCCACUGGAGGGAAUCCUACUGGUACACUGACGUGGUUCAAGGAUGGAAACAAAGUGUCUCAUAUGCAGAGGCAAAUGUCCUUUGAUCGGGGCGUGGCUCGAGACCUCGUCCUGGUCCUCACGGCAAGUGACAACAUGGCGGACUACCGCUGUGAUGCCACAAAUGAAGCAAAGAAGACCAUCUCUGCUUAUACUAAACUGAUGGUCUACUACACAGCAGUGAGUAUGAAGAUCACAACCACACAGGAGGAGCUGCGUCGAGGCGAGAUGCUCACUCUGGAGUGCCAGGCUGGAAGCAGUAACCCCAAGGCCAACAUCCUCUGGAGCCUGGGCACUCAAAGGUUCCCAGGAGUGGAACAGCCACCCGUGAAGGCUCAGUAUGGUGGUGUUUCAGUGCGCAGUUCAUUAUCCCUGAAUCUGACAUCAGAGCAUCACAACCAGAGGGUCAUUUGCCAGGCCAACAGCCCUGUGCUCGCUGAGGGGGCCAACACAUUUCUCAAACUUAAUGUUCUAUACCCUCCAGAGUUCAGCCCUCACCAGCCAACACAGGUCCAGGUGCUGGAGGACGACACCAUAACCAUCCCAUUGCUGGUCUCAGCUAACCCAGAGGAGGUCUCCUGCAAUUGGCUGCACCGCAAACAGAAGCUGGUCAAAGAGGGGAAUCUGCGCUACCACUGGUCAGACGAGCACUCACUGAUGAUCAACAACGUAACGAGAAAAGACGCUGGUGUUUACACCGUUGAGUGUGCAAAUCAUGAGGGUGUCAACCAAAUCUCCAUCAUGCUGGAUGUUCAGUAUGCUCCCGGUGUCAAGGCGGUAAAAAGCCCUGUGUUUGUGAAUAUGGGGGGAACAGCAGACCUGAUGUGUAAGGCUGAUGCCAACCCCAUUAUAUCUGACAUGUUCUCCUGGAAGUGGCUGGGAGAAGAGGAGGAGGUGGAGAUGGGAGAAGAGACUCAGGAAGAUAAAACGGGCCUUCUGACCAUCCAUGAUGUGACUCGGGCUCACGCUGGUUUCUACCAGUGCACAGCCAACAAUGGCAUAGCACCCCCUGCCAGUGUAGAUGUGCAUCUGGUAGUGCAAUUCAAACCAGAGCUUCAGAAAGGACCUCAGUGGAGGAAGGUAGCAAGUCGAGGGGAUGGCACCACUACGGCUGCUGUGGUGUGUCAGGCAGAGGGUAUUCCUCAAAUCGACUUCUCUUGGGAAAAAAAGGGCGUACCCAUGGACUUUGCAAACCCAAGGUAUGAGGAACGGACUGUGAGGGAGGGCUCCUUCCACACCAGCACGGUUCGAGUCGUAAAUGUGAGCGCAGCUCAUGACUAUGCUGUCUUCAGCUGCACUGCUCGCAACUCUCUUGGGGAAGAUAAACUAAACAUCCAGCUCGUCAGCACAAGUCGCCCAGAUCCUCCCUUCUCCUUUCGCCAAGUCAGUGUUACCCAUGACUCGGUCACUCUGGAGUGGAUCCCUGGCUUCAAUGGAGGUUUGCAGCAAAGAUUUCGUACACGAUACCGGUGGGAUCAGUCUUUCAGUUACCUGUACGUGGACGUCUUUCCUCCCACAGCAACAAGCUUCUCUGUCACUGGGCUGCAGCCUGUUACCACCUACUAUUUUUCUGUCAAUUCCCUCAAUGCAAUGGGAGAGAGCGACUAUGCCGACAACAAUGCAGUACUGACCAUCACCACCAAGGAGAGGCCAGAACUAGAGGAAACUUCAGCAGGUGAUGACUCAGUCCCACACGGUACCAGAGGACUUCCAGCUCAUCUAACUGUAGUGUUCACAGUGGUGUUUGGAGUCCUGCUGGUGUUGAAUUCACUUGGUUGUUUCUUUGGACAGAGGUGGAAAAAGAGGAGACUCCAGAAAGGGGGUGGAGGAGGCAGUGUAUUGGAUGGGAAGGAGAAUGAAGAAGAAGGGUCCAGUCAGUCAACUGUAAACACGUCCAAUAAGUAUGAGAGCAGAGAAAAGAUCAACGCUGCAGCCCAGCGCACCCUCCUUGUCGAGUCUGGAUCCGAAGCAGACGGCAAUGUCUACGAGAGCUACGCAGCGGAAGGUUCCCAUUAUUAUUUCCCCACCACUGACUAUGUGCCAGCUCUCAGCCCACACCCUGAGGAAAUGCGCAGACACGAUGCUAGCCACCUGCCAGUGGACUCUCACAGCCAUGUGUAUGAAGACGUAAGACUCGGGGGUCUGUACCAGGACAUCCUGGCUUCGUCUCCGUCCCCUGUGCCCUUGGUUGACCGCACAGUGCCUUAUCAAUGGAACAAUUGGAGAUCACCAACCAACCUUCAGCAGGGUGCUGCGAGAGUCAGGGAGUUUGGCGAUGUUCAACAACCACGGAGAGAUUCCGAUCUUCCCUUUGAACUACGAGGCGAGUUAGUCUAGAAUCUAGAAUGAUUGGGAAGGAAAUGCUAGGUACGAGUCGUUGAUUAUUAAGUUGUAUUCCACAUAUUUACUACUGAUCUUGAAUUAUCAUGUGCAAAGACUAGAACAGGAACUGUCUUAAAUAAAACGGCCUAGGCAAUCGAGGGGGAUCGUUUCAUCACCUUAACAACGUCAUGAAAUCAAGCUCAUUUCCCUCUCAUGCCGUCCUCUCUGGACCAUACUUUGUUGUUUCACCUUUACCCUCUUUCUUGGAGCCAAGUCUUGAUCAUUACUCCCCUCCCUGCUUUGUCUUAUAGUUAGACAUGAACCACUUAAGAGUGAGAAAAUGCACCAACAACAAAUGUUUUCCCAGAUGACAGCAUGACAACAGUGGCCUGUCCUUUCUCCUCAUACCUCACAAGUGAGUCCAUGGAAAUCCCUACAACAGGAUUGCACGGAGUAGUGUUUAGCAUAAUAAUGUCUUAGGGAGGUAAAGCUGUAACUGCAGCAGGAGCUAACUCUAAUCCUGUUUUCUCUCAAAUUGAACGUCAGCUCAGUCAAUCUGUGUGAGAGAGGAAAGCCAUGUUAGUUUUGACUGUCUCUGUUGUUCAAGUAAAGGAGUUCAGCUUUGACUCCACAUCUGUGGAAUGACAAUAGUGAUCAUGUUUGUUUGUUAAAACCAAAGUUGUUUAAUUAAAAGUGCUAUAUGUAAGAAAUAUAUUACAAUGACUAUAAUGUCAUCAGAGAUUGUAA
This is a messenger RNA of Solea solea (common sole), 5234 nucleotides long. RefSeq names its product NPHS1 adhesion molecule, nephrin (gene nphs1). The record is from RefSeq and is a predicted model, not a curated record. Gene Ontology annotation, cellular component: cell-cell junction. Gene Ontology annotation, biological process: cell-cell adhesion. Lineage: Eukaryota; Metazoa; Chordata; Actinopteri; Pleuronectiformes; Soleidae. Bases 756 to 4502 code for a protein of 1248 amino acids. Gene Ontology annotation, molecular function: cell adhesion molecule binding. The transcript is spliced from 34 exons.